CAGAAAUCUUGUUUUAAACUGCCAUUCAUAGCUAAUGAAAAGUGAUCUCUGACAUCAAAGUGGGAAAGAGUACAGGGUGUAGGAUAUCCACACCCUUUCAGGUUUUGACUGAAGAAGCAAACAGAUUUAACAGAUGCUGUACUAAUUCAAAGGUUCAGUGUUUAUGUGAGACAGAAACAGAAAAAGGCAGUUGCUUCAGAGUGAAAACGAACACAAGGACAAAGAAAGAAAGAAAGAGGUGAUUGUUGUCUGUAAACAUUCCACAAUUUGGACUGCAACUAUUUAAUCUGUAACUUCUACUUUCCAUAAUGGAUUAUUUUGCUGGAUAUAUGAAACUUCCAUUUUUAAUUGUGCUAGGUCUUGUUAUAUCAAGCAAUAUUGCUGUCUCUUAUCAGGCUAUUGGACAUCAGCUUCAACAUGAAAUUCUACAAGAAGGCACAAAACGUCUAAUAGAGACAUAUGGAUCUUUAAUAAGAAAGAAGCGGGCAGAUCCUUGUCCUGAUGGUAGUCAAGUGACAUCUAGUUCAAUACAGGACCCGCUCUUUCCAGUAAUGUAUCCUCCUGAAGUACUAGAUGCCUGCAUAGAUGAAAAUACAACUGUAAACAAUUUACUCCUUCUUGGUCAAUCUGCCAUCACUAAACAACAAAUGUUAGUCUUAAAAAGUAAGCUAACUAAGGUAUAUCCUGGAGGGCUGCCAGAUAACGUGAUAGCAAAGCUUGGUACCAUUGCUACUGUGUAUAAUGAUGGUGAAAUUCUACAGUGGAACAUUACCUCACUUCAGACAUUUGCUGCAGUACUGAAAGCGAGUGACGAGGACAGCAUGGCCAAAGCAAUCAUUAGCAGAUACAUGCAAUUAGGAAAUCCACUGAAUGCAACUGUUCUUGACACUAUUAAUUCGAUCAACAAUGGAUAUGUCUGUCUACUGGAUGAAUCUCAGCUGAGCACGAUAUCUCCACAAGCCAUUAGGACUUUAUCUACUCCAAUUGAUAUUUCUACAUGUACCCAACCAAAGAAGAAUAUACUUUUCAAUACAUCAAUGAAUGCAUUUGCAAAUGUAACUAACGCAGUGGAGAAAUACAAUGAUGUUCUGCCAUAUAUUGGUGGAGCCUCAGCAGAUUAUCUCAAAGCUCUUGCACAAUCAAGUGUUGUCAUGGAUGUUUCAAAAUUCUUGACGUUGAAUCCUAAUGAGACACAGAAACUCUCUGUUAGUGAUGUUCAAGCACUGCUUGGAAAUCAGCUGAUAGCUCUGAAAAAUAAUCAGGAUAAUCCAGCUGUCAAAGCGUGGAUACAAUCACAACAGCAAGUGGAACUAGACAAGCUUGGAGCUGGACUAAUAGGAGGAAUUCUAGACUGUCCCAGUGACAAGCAAAUAACAUCACAGAAUGUUGGAAAUCCAUUACUCCCUGGUAACUAUCCUGCUAAACUACUGGAUGCCUGCCUUAGUAAUGAUACCCUAAAGAACAACCUCUCUAGCCUGGGAGAGAAAGCCUUCAGUGAAGAACAAAUGAAUGUUAUAAAAAAAAGACUGAGUCAGCUGUACCCAAAUGGACUUCCUGAUGAUGUACUUCGCAACAUAGGAGACAUAGGAGCAAUUUAUAGUCUAAGUGACAUCAACAGUACAUGGAACAUUAACACACCUGAAACACUGAAAACCUUACUAAGUUUUGCAUCCACAGGCGAGAGAGGCAAAACAAUUAUUUUAAAAUAUCUACGUGCAAAAACUCCAGUGGAUGCAGCAACCUUAAAUGUACUAAAUGGUUAUGACUACCUGUGUUUGCUUGAUGAAGGCCAGCUCUCAAGUAUACCACCUGCUGCAAUAAGAGAUGCAAAACCUGCACUGAAUAUUUCAACCUGCACUCAGUCAAAGAAAAACAUCCUUUAUGGCAUAGCAUCAACUGCAUUUGCUGACAUGCGGCCUUACCCAGCAAACUACUAUGGACAUAUGCAACCGUAUCUCAGUGGUGCUUCAGCAGAUAACUUAAGAAGUCUUGCACAGAUGAAUGUUAGCAUGGAUUUGCCAACUUUCAUUGGACUGAACAAAGAUGCAGUUAUGAAUCUGACAGCCUCUGACGUGAUUGCUUUACUUGGAAAUAAUUUACCAGAUCUGCAGAACUUCCUAGAUGAUCAACUUGUUUUAACAUGGUUAAAGAAACAGAAUCAAUCAGACCUGAUCAGACUGGGGCUAUACAACUCUGGUCUGUUUCCUGAACCUCCAAUUGGAUAUGAAAUUAUUCCUUCACAAUCAGCAAAAAAUGCUGCCUCUUCAAGCAAAAUGAGAUUUCCGUACAUGAUAUAUGUGGUGUUGGCCAGCAUCAUCGUUAUCCCAUUGCUUUGAACUUGAAACAAAGAUUUCAGCUGUCAUUUGUUUGAGGGAAACAUGUCAUCAAUUUAAAAUGCAGUACGCACUUUGAGAUGUUAGAAAUGAAAUGGCAUUUUUAUUUUGUGAUCAUAAAUAUGACUGCACUGUUAAAUUUUCAUCUGAUAAAUUGUUCAUGAAUUGUACUGUAAUGUUAUGUGCCAGAUUGAAUAUUCUAUGCAAUACACAUCACUCAAAAUCUUACCCAGUGUCUGUUUUAUGCCAGCAAAAAUAUAUAUUGUCCAUUUUUGAAAAAAGUAUUUUGGACAUGGCAUCUGAAAUAAUAAACCAUUGUAUUUAUAUGUAGAUAUGCAUCAAUUUAAAAUUUUCAAAAUACUGUAUAUAUAUUUAUUUGACACAUUUUCUACACAAGUCUGGUUGUGUGUUUUCAUACUUAUUAAAUACACUUUAUUUGCUAUGCUCUUCAUUUUUAUUUUAUUUUAUGAUUUACAAGAUUAUUAUCAUUUUUUCUUUGAAAAUGAGAUACAUUGUUAUGCCUUCUGGUGUUUUGUCAAAUCUGUUUUGUUUGAAAGUUUAUGCUGCUUGUGAGAAGUAUCUUUUAUUUCAAAAGGAAGAUGUAUUCUUAGGAAAAAUUCAAUGUUUCACUCAAGGUAGUAGAGUUUUCUUAUGGAAAAAAUGCAAAUCUCAUUUUGUGGUAACACAUCCCAGCAAUUCAAUUGUCAUGUUAUAUUGCCUCCAUGAAUAAAAUGAAACAAAGAAGUCAAUACUUUAA
This is a messenger RNA of Protopterus annectens (West African lungfish), 3090 nucleotides long. RefSeq lists its product as uncharacterized. The transcript has 17 exons. Gene Ontology annotation, cellular component: cell surface. Lineage: Eukaryota; Metazoa; Chordata; Ceratodontiformes; Protopteridae. The record is from RefSeq and is a predicted model, not a curated record. Gene Ontology annotation, biological process: cell-matrix adhesion. The coding region runs from base 309 to 2336 and encodes 675 amino acids.